UGGCGGAUUCGGACCAAUGAGCUUCGAGAGCUCAAUAAGACGUCACGUUGUCUGAUUUUGUGCGCGAGGCUCCUCAUUUGGCGGGUCGAGUUCAAGAAAUCAACUCGGUCGCACCACUUUUUCCGUUUGGGGUUCUUCAAACGCUGCCGGGGCAACCUCUCAGCUGAAAUGGACAACAUUGCAGACAUCCAAGUCAAGGAGCUGAACCAGCGUGCGUCGGGUCACGCGUUUGAGCUCAUCCUGCGACCCACCUCUCCUGAUGCAAAAGCGCCGUUUCUGCAGUCCCCCGUCCAAAAGAAGGAAACGUCGCUGGAGGAGAUUAUGAAGAAGCUGGAGGCUGCAGACGAGAGACGCAAGAGCCAUGAGGCCGAAUUGCUGAAAAACCUGGCGGAGAAACGAGAGCAUGAGAGGGAAGUGCUCCAAAGAGCCAUUGACGAAUGCUGCAACUUUAGCAAGAACACACAAGAGAAACUUGCGCAGAAAAUGCUGGCUGCAGAAGAGAGACACAAGAUCCACCAAGCUGAAGUGCUGAAAAGUCUGAACGAGAAACGAGAGCACGAGCAGGAAGUCCUCCGGAGAGUCAUUGACGAAGGCUCCAACUUCAGCAAGUCCACUCAGGAGAAGCUCACUCAGAAGCUGCUGGCCGCGGAAGAGCGAUACAAGAGCCACGAGGCCGAAGUGCUGAAGCAGUUGGCCGAGAAACGAGAGCACGAGCGAGAAGUGCUCCAGAGGGUCAUGGAUGAAUGUUGCAACUUCAUGAGGACCACUCAGGAGAAGCUGAAUCAGAAGAUGGAGGCAAAGAAAGACAACCGCGAAGCGCGAUUGGCUGCCCUCGAUAAGAAACUCAAGGAUAAGGAUAAGAAGAUUGAGGAGCUGAAGAAGACAAGGGCCUGAAGAUGGAAAGAGAAACGACCUAUUCCUACAGCUCGAAGCCAAUGGUUGCUUUACGUUUACUGUGCUAGUUCCAGCAUAAGCUUUAGUGCCUUUCUCACAAAUAUUCCUGUUGGCAGCUGAUAACACUGUAGUGUUAGUGUUUGUGGUGGUGGUGGUGGUGGUAACUGUUUUUCUAUAUUUGCCCGUUCCAGUUGUUAUACUGGUCCGAAAAUAUUCAGCACUUCUGACACGUUUGUUCAUAGUUGCAGGUACUGUUCUUUUCCUUCUUUGCCUUUAUUGACCCUGUUUGUAUUCGUUCACUACGACAAGUAAACUUGACGUGGAUAAUA
This is a messenger RNA of Syngnathoides biaculeatus (alligator pipefish), 1223 nucleotides long. It is a transcript of the gene stmn1b, whose product is annotated as stathmin 1b. Gene Ontology annotation, cellular component: neuron projection; cytoplasm. The record is from RefSeq and is a predicted model, not a curated record. Gene Ontology annotation, biological process: neuron projection development; microtubule depolymerization; regulation of microtubule polymerization or depolymerization. The coding region runs from base 169 to 894 and encodes 241 amino acids. The transcript is spliced from 7 exons. Lineage: Eukaryota; Metazoa; Chordata; Actinopteri; Syngnathiformes; Syngnathidae. Gene Ontology annotation, molecular function: tubulin binding.